Wickerhamiella sorbophila is the source of this 1452-nucleotide messenger RNA. Its product is annotated as Calcium-binding mitochondrial carrier SAL1. Gene Ontology annotation, molecular function: ATP transmembrane transporter activity; calcium ion binding. Gene Ontology annotation, biological process: transmembrane transport. Bases 1 to 1452 code for a protein of 483 amino acids. The transcript has a single exon. The record is from RefSeq and is a predicted model, not a curated record. NCBI's taxonomy places the organism in Eukaryota, Fungi, Ascomycota, Dipodascomycetes, Dipodascales, Trichomonascaceae.
AUGGGGGCACCCGAGGUGUUGAAGAGGCUGCGAAAACUGCGGUCGGAGAAAGGCGAGCUUGAUAGCGCCGAGUAUCUGGACCGACCCGUUCUUGCCCUAUUAUAUCGCGACUGCUACUAUCCAUUUGCUAACGCCGACAAGGUCGCUGACCGCCUAAUCAGUGCUAUCGACGAAGACACUCACCCUGCACAGAACCGGGAGGACGAGCGGGGCGUGACGCUGGGCCAGCUCAGCGAAUUUUUGCGGGUGCGCACAUCCGAGCUCGACAGAGUCUUCAGGUCUAUUCCAAAACGGUCGAAGGAGGGCAUCCAGCUCGACGAACUCCUUGCGUAUUUCGACAAGCACCACGUCCAGUACGACGAUAGCCAAGUCACUCUUCUUUAUCGCGCGCUGGAUCGCGACGGCGACGGCUACGUCUCUUUCGACGACUUCAGACACCAGCUCAUGCUGGUGCCCCGCCGAGCCAACGACCCCACUUUGUUCAGAGACGCCUACGCCUUUUUCGUCGACGACCUCGAGUUCUCGUCCGACUCUGACGUGACGUUGGCCGCUGAGUCCCAGCAUGGCCUCGGCUACUUCUGGGCCGGCGGUGUCGCCGGUGUGGUGAGCCGAACGUGCACCGCACCUUUCGACCGCAUCAAAGUGUACCUUAUUGCCCAAUCCGCAGCCGUGCCUAUGACCACAAUGCAGGCAAUCAAAGCCAUCUACGCCCGCGGCGGGCUCCGCGGCUUUUUUGUCGGCAAUGGCCUUAAUAUCAUGAAGGUGCUACCAGAGUCCGCUGUCAAAUUCGGCGGCUUCGAAAUGGCAAAACGCUGCUUCGCCCAUCUGGAGGGCGUCGAGGACCCGGCAGAUAUCUCCCGCAUCUCCACCUUCGUGGCCGGUGGUCUGGGUGGCAUGGUCGCCCAGCUAUGUGUCUACCCGAUCGAUACCUUGAAGUUUCGUGUACAGUGCGCCAAGCCCAUUGGCCCCGGCAGGAGCGUACUUGCAUCCACAUUGCACGAAAUGUGGGCAGCUAAUGGCUUGCAUACCUUUUACCGCGGUAUAACUGUCGGCGUGCUGGGUAUUUUCCCGUUUGCCGCCCUGGACCUGGGCAUUUUCUCGGUGCUCAAAUCCACAUACAUCAAAAGACAGUCUCACAGUGCCCAUAUCGAUCCCUCAGAUGUUCAAAUGAGUAACAUGGCUGUGCUCACAAUGGGCGCUAUCUCCGGUAGUAUAGGUGCCUCAGCAGUCUACCCCAUCAACUUGGUACGGACGCGCAUCCAGACCCAAGGUACUCCAGCCCACCCCUAUAUAUAUAAAGGCUUUGGUGACUGUUGUACUCAAACAUUCCGUCGCGACGGUUGGCGCGGGUUUUUCCGCGGGCUCGGACCCAACCUGGCCAAAGUCGCUCCUUCGGUUUCCAUUUCGUACCUGGUUUACGAGAACGCCAAGCAUUUCCUCGGCCUUGAUUAG